AAAUCGCAUUGGUGCACUGAGUCGUCGUCCCCAUCAUUCUGUCUGAAUUCGCCUCUUCAUACAACAUAGAGGUGAACAACUCUCAACAUGCCUGCCCCUCGUUCAUCAAAGAAAGCCGUCGUGCUAUGUCUCUUCCAGUCGUUCGCAGGGAUGAUCUUCGGUUGGGAGAAUUCGUCCACCUCCGGUCUCUACCAACUCCCCGCCUAUCUUCGUCGAUUCGGUACUUGCGACACUUAUAACGCUGCUGGGGUAUGCACCAAUUACUCUCUCCCGACCACUCGUCAAUCAACCAUCGCCGGUAUUCUGUGCAUCGGAGCUUUCUUGGGCGCUUUGAGCAGUGGUCCUCUUGGUAGUCGAUACGGUCUCCGACGCACAUGUCUCGCCUUCAUCGCCAUCUACAUGGUCGGUGUCGCAAUCGAGGUCUCUGCCUUCAACGAGUGGGGUCAGAUCUGUGUCGGUCGAGCUUUGGCCGGUAUGGGCGUCGGAGCCACCUCUGGUCUGGUCCCAGUCUUUCAGGCCGAGGCCAGCCCUCCUGCUCUUCGAGGAAUGAUUACCGGAUCUUUCCAAUUGAACGUCACUCUUGGUAUCUUCUUGGUCAACUGUACCACCUACGGAAUGUCCAAGCACACCGGUGACAUCACCUACAGGCUUCCCGUCGGUCUUGCCCUCAUCUGGUCUGGUCUGCUCCUCAUCGGUUUCAUCCUCUCGCCCGAAUCUCCUGCGUACCUCGCCGGACGAGGCGAUUGGGAAAAGGCCAGGAUCAACUUGGCCAAGCUUCGAGACUUGCCUGCGGAUGACGAGGAAAUCACCCUCGAGCUUGAGGAGAUGAGGAUCGCCAAGGAGGAGGAGGCGAAGCUGGGAGAAGCUCGAUACGCGGAGGUCUUCAGUAACAAGGAUCGAAUCGCCUGGAGGACCAUGAUCGGGUGUCUCAUUCAAGCUUGCCAGCAGCUCUCCGGUAUCAACUUUUACUUUUCAUACGGAUCCGUCUUUGCCCGAUACGCCGGGAUCGACGACGUCUUCAUCUUCAUCAUCAUUCUCUCUGCCGUCAACGUCGCCAUGUCGUUCCCCGGAAUCUUGGCUGUCGAUAAGAUGGGUCGUCGAUCCGUCCUCUUGAUCGGUUGUCUCGUCAUGGGGGUUUCUCAGGUGAUCGUCGGUGCCGUCUCGACGGCUCUUCCAGGUCAGGCCCAAGCUGGUAAAUCCUUGAUCGCAUUCUCGGCCAUCUUUGUUGCUGGUUUCGCUUCGACUAUCGGGCCCGUCGCUUGGGUUGUUGCUGCCGAGGUCUUCCCUCAGCGUCUGGCUGCCAAGUGUGUCACUCUGGCCACGGCGACGAAUUGGGGGGUCAACACGGUUAUCACUUUCGUUGCUCCGAUUAUCCAGCAAAAGAUCGGUACCAAGAUCACCUUCAUCUGGGCCGGUUUCCUUAUUGGUUCGGCCGUCUUCAUCUACCUCUGUGUUCCCGAAACGAAGGGAUUGAGCAUUGUCGAAGUCGACUCGCUCUUCCUCUCCAAGACGCCCGCUUGGCGAUCGAAGAGCUUUAUCGAGAAUCAAGGCGCCCAGGAGGCCAUGGCCCAAGAGAAGCGAGGUUCUGACGAACAGCACGAGAAGGUCCUCGACUCCGUUGCUACUUCGGCUAGGACCAGCGCCGAAGUCUAAGCUAGAUGUCAUAUUUGUACCAUUAUACCCUUCAUCUAUCGUUCAGAAAUCAAAGAUCGAUCGGAGAACAGUACAUCAUAAGAAGCGCGGUCGACCGCUUUGAACACGAACGGGGUCACGACUCAUCGUCCGUGCCAGCGAACAGAAGAGUCGAUCUCCAUUGGGGUUCUGUCUCCCUGGUCUAGCACUAGAUUUCGCAAGCAAACGAUGACGAACUCUCUCUCGUAUCCCUGAUGAGAGAUUCGAGGCGUACGAAAUACCUAGCAAUGGGGAAACCGUCCAGCCGAUGAGCAGCGGAUGAGAGUAAUGGUAGGAGGGUGCUUGAGGCAGAAAAGGUCGAGUCUUGUGCGGAAGGUGAAAGACACGAAUGAUUGAGAAAGAGA
Molecule: messenger RNA, 2036 nt
Organism: Filobasidium floriforme
Lineage: Eukaryota; Fungi; Basidiomycota; Tremellomycetes; Filobasidiales; Filobasidiaceae
Product: hexose transporter
Exons: 5
Coding region: 88-1653 (521 amino acids)
Biological process (GO): carbohydrate transport; transmembrane transport
Cellular component (GO): membrane
Molecular function (GO): carbohydrate:proton symporter activity
Source: RefSeq, a predicted model, not a curated record